Messenger RNA from Echinops telfairi (small Madagascar hedgehog), 2045 nucleotides. It is a transcript of the gene NIPAL2, whose product is annotated as NIPA like domain containing 2. NCBI's taxonomy places the organism in Eukaryota, Metazoa, Chordata, Mammalia, Afrosoricida, Tenrecidae. Gene Ontology annotation, molecular function: magnesium ion transmembrane transporter activity. Gene Ontology annotation, cellular component: membrane. The transcript is spliced from 12 exons. The coding region runs from base 1 to 1350 and encodes 449 amino acids. Gene Ontology annotation, biological process: magnesium ion transport. The record is from RefSeq and is a predicted model, not a curated record.
AUGCGGGCACCCGGGUGCAGGCCGUGCAGCCAUUUCCUCGUGUUGGUCUGUCGGGAGAGCGUGCUGGGCACCAGGGCCCGAAGGGCGGAGGAUGCGCUGCGGGUCCCGCCGCCCCGCGAGGCCGCAGAUUUGCGGCUCCCCACUGCACCUGUCGCCGCCGGGUUAGGUGGCGGCCCCAGGCCCCGGGAGCGAUACUUAUGGGGGGCCAGUGCGCUCGGGGCCCCGGGGGCCCCCGCCUGGGUCGCACUGGACGAGCUGUCCCGGAACUUCACCUACGGGGCGGAGGGCUCCGGCAACGGCUCCCUGUCGGGCGAGUGGUACCGCAGGAACCAGAUUCACCUUUUUGGAGUUUUGUUGGCCAUUUUAGGAAAUUUGGUAAUCAGCAUUUCUCUAAAUAUUCAGAAAUAUUCUCAUCUUCAGUUGGCACACCAAGAGUACCCGAGACCACUCUUGAAGAGCGUGUCCUGGUGGGGUGGGGUCCUCCUCAUGGUCGUGGGAGAGACUGGAAACUUUGCUGCCUAUGGAUUUGCCCCCAUCACACUCAUUGCUCCCUUAGGUUGUAUGUCUGUUACAGGUAGCGCUGUUAUUUCUGUUAUUUUCCUGAAAGAAAAUUUGAGAGCUUCAGACUUACUGGGUAUGACAUUGGCAUUUGCAGGAACAUACUUAUUGGUGAAUUUCGCUCCAAAUAUAACCCAGGCGAUCUCAGCAAGAACAAUACAGUAUUUCUUUGUUGGCUGGCAGUUCAUGAUCUACAUGAUUUUAGAAAUACUGAUUUUCUGCGUGCUCCUGUAUUUCCAUAAAAGAAAGGGGAUCGAGCACAUUGUGAUCCUUCUAUCCCUGGUGGCGCUUCUAGCGUCGUUGACGGUGAUUUCAGUAAGGGCGGUCGCCAGCAUGAUCACAUUCUCUGUGACGGAUAACACGCAGCUCACUUAUCCCAUCUUCUAUAUCAUGUGCAUCGUCAUGAUAGCAUCUUGUGUUUUCCAAGUCAAGUUCCUCAGUCAAGCCACGAAACUCCACGACACAGCCACGGUGGUGCCAGUGAACCACGUUUUCUUUACAACCAGUGCCAUUAUCGCAGGUAUCAUAUUUUACCAGGAAUUCCUGGGUGCAGCUUUUCUCACUAUAUUUAUAUAUCUUUUCGGGUGUUUUCUGUCGUUCCUUGGAGUGUGGUUGGUCACAAGAAAUCGAGAAAAGGAACAUCCACAACAGUCUUACAUUGACAUUGGAAAUAUUCCCGGGAAACAAUCGUUGGACAAAAUACAACCCGAUCCAAAUGGCUUCUCCUAUGGGACUUUGCCUGAUGGAAGCGACUCAACACGGAGCCAAAGUGGAGAGAAGAAAGAGGUCUAAAAUGCCGAGAGGGACGGCUGUUGGCUUGCUACUUGAUACCACCUUUCUAAAGCAUUGCACAUGUUCAAUUUGUGUCAGCAGCUAUUUUACGCUGACAUGUGCUAGCAGGAGUCUCAGUCCUUUACCCCACCUCCAUGUCUACAGACAAGCAGGGCCUUCCCAGCUCUGACAGCCUAAUGUUUCCAUGGGAUGUAAUUUGAGGUCUUCUCCACACCCUGGCCCUCUCCCUAGUGAGCAUCCAAACGGUUAGAUCUUAAUUACAGCCUGGCUGCUGGGACAGGAGUGUCACACAAAUAUGUGCACUCGUGACUUGGCCAUCGCACGCCUAGGUUGACUCUCCCGUGUGUCUCUUUUCUUGAGAUACACCCCGAGUUCUACAUCCUCAGUCCUGAAUGAAGGGUUCUAGGACAACGUUCAUGAGGUUCCCCUGGGACAGCGAGAGCUCACCUUUCUGCUCCUCACUCAGAAUGGUGAGUCAGCUCCAUCUUCCGAAAUCCCGCCCUCCUUUCGUCUUCAUCCUCCCUGGAAAAUUAAGGGUUGCCUUAAAAUGAUAAUUCGUAAGGAACCUUCUGUGAUGUUGUAGACCACAACUGAAAGAAAGCCCUGGGCUGGUGGAGCUUCUAAGCUGAAAAGAGGGAAAGUUUCAAGAUUUAGAACCUUUUUUCCCCUCCCAGAAUAAAACUAUAGAAUGAUAA